UCUACCACAGCUCGAGUAAGUAUGUGGGUCCUGGACGCGCUUGAGAAAUGUAACAGGUUUGGCAGGUGUAGCGUUACUUAGCAAGUAGGCUACCUUACCUGCACCAGGUGUGAAAGGCUUAUAACCCAGCAAUAAGUUGACGCGGCAGCUCAAGCGAGUCCUGUCCAUUCUUGGGAACAUGAACAACCCCAUACCAUCAAACUUGAAGUCGGAGUCGAAGAAGGCUGCCAAAAUUCUACGGGAAUUCACAGAAAUAUCCAACAGAACGGGACCUGACAAACUCAUCCCAGCUCAUAUCAUUGCCACGGCCCAAGGUCUGGCCAUCAUAUCGGUCAUCCGGGCGGGUUUUAUGAUCACAGCUCGUGGAGGCAGUGGGAUAGUCAUCGCCAAGCUCCCAGAUGGACGGUGGUCUGCUCCAUCAGCCAUUGGCAUCGCUGGCCUCGGUGGAGGAUUUGAGAUCGGCUUGGAGGCGUCCGACUUUGUCAUUAUUCUGUACCAGAGGAGAGCGGUGGAAGCCUUCAGUAAAGGAGGGAACCUGACGUUUGGUGGCAACUGCACUGUGGCAGUGGGGCCUCUUGGCAGAAACCUGGAGGCCGAUGUAGCACUGCGCAGCACAUCUCCCGUCUUCUCCUACUGCAAGUCGCGCGGCCUCUACGCCGGCGUGUCUCUGGAGGGCUCCUACCUUCUCGAGCGCAAGGAGACCAACAGGAAGUUCUACGGACGAGACAUCCGUGCCUCUGCCAUUCUGAAUGGAGAUGUGGAUCCUCCUUUUGAGGUGCAAGAGCUGUACACCAUUCUAGACGACUAUGUGGAGAAGUACACCAAUGACUGGCAGAGGAGGCACUCCAAAACCCCAUCAAAUCGUCCUUUCGGCUUGUCGAUGCCCGGACCUCCCAGACCUCGACCUCCUAGUCAGAAGCCCUCAUCCAGCUCUGGUGGCAGUCACAGUGAUUCAAAACCUGCCCUCUACCCCAGUCUGUCGGUCGUAAAAAGAGACAGUGCCCCAGCUUCCAGUGGGUCAGCAUGGACGUCGUCAUCAACCUCUGCCAGCUCCGCAUGGACGCCAUCACCAUCGUCAUCCACCUCUGCAGACUCUGCAUGGGGAUCAGCUUCAGGUGGAUCUGCCUCAGCUUGGGGAGCACCAUCAGCUUCUGCUGGCUCUGCCUCAGCUUGGGGAGCAUCGGCAUCAUCAUCAUCAUCAUCUCCCGCCCCGCUAAUGGUCACUGCCGUCCAUGCCUUUGAGGGCCAGCAGUCCGGCGACCUCAGCUUCAACGCUGGAGACCAGAUCUCAGUCAUCACCAAGACCGACUCCCAGUACGACUGGUGGGAGGGCCGGCUAGGAGGCAAGGUGGGGAUUUUCCCUGCCAACUAUGUAACCUACAACUGAGGAGGAGGAACCAGAAGACAAGCACACACAAAGGGGUGCUUGUGUUAACGAUUGAGCACGGUUCAGUCCUUUUGAUGGUGUUUUGGUUUCACACUCCCACUGAGGCUAGGGGUGGUGGUUGGGGAGGGGUGGGCGUGAGAGUGCUUACACUGACUCAUUCAUAAUCGGUUAUCACAGUGUAGGCUUUUGAGUGAAAUGAACAAGGGAAAAUUUUGACACUAUUUGUUACACAAUUAUUUUUUUGACAACCGUUCAGUUGAGUGGCACACCAUAACAAGCACAUUUUUGAACACUAAGGUAAAAAAAAACACCCUUUGCUGAUAUGACAUGACUUGUCAUGCAUUUGUGGGAAAUGGUGGUGGUGUAUGCACUUAAAUGUUGUCUUUCUGUUAAUGUUAAAGGAACUCUCCACCAUUUCUGGAAAUUUGCCCAUUAGCCCACUUCCCUUGAGUUAAACAAUAGAGGUUAACCUUUCUGCUGUUCUUCUAGCCGUUCUCUGAGUCUGGUGAUAUUACUAGUUCCAAGCCAGCAUGUCCAGUACGCACUGUACAUACAGCACAACUGAACUGAAUGGGACUAUUACUUUCUAGAUAGUGCCAUUGGGCUCAAUUGAUACAUGCUGGCUUGGAGGAAGGAAAUACAUUAGAGAAUGGCUGAUAGACAGGGAAAGGGGUACAACCACAUUUCCAGAUAGAGUGGACUGUUCCUUUUAAUGUUAAUAAUCUUAACUUAUGGAUUUAAAGUUGCAGAAAAUGGUUGUAAAUGUUUGUGUGGUGGUUGGCUGGCUGGUUCCAAAGCACACCAUUUCCCAGGACCGUGCUGGGCCCUCAUUAGGCCCAGAAUGACACGUUUCCUCUUAUCCGAUUAAGAGUCUUCCAUGCCAAAGAGCCAGGGGACACGAUUUUUAUAUGGACAACAAAGGACGGUUUGAUGAAUGAAACGGAUAGCGCUAUUCCGUUAACACCUGCACUUUAUAAACAGGAAGCCUAUUAUGUUACGUCCUCCUUGGCAUGGAGGAGUUUUACAGUCUCUGCUUAAAUCAAUGCUGACAUUCAGAUGAUGCCAAAAUCUUUAAACUGAGAAACGCGUGUGUGUGUGUGUGUGAGAGAGAUCUGCUACCUUUUCUACCUUCAAGGCAUUUGUUUUGAUGGAUCUCUUUGACUUGUGAUGAAUUAUAUAUUUAAAGUAAGAGGAAAUCUAAUAAUGCAUUGUAUUUUUAACUGACAUUUUAUGGAUAUUGAUUAAAACGUGUGCAGAAACCGUA
Molecule: messenger RNA, 2651 nt
Organism: Engraulis encrasicolus (European anchovy)
Lineage: Eukaryota; Metazoa; Chordata; Actinopteri; Clupeiformes; Engraulidae
Gene: sh3yl1
Product: SH3 and SYLF domain containing 1
Exons: 11
Coding region: 179-1387 (402 amino acids)
Biological process (GO): regulation of ruffle assembly
Cellular component (GO): ruffle membrane
Molecular function (GO): phosphatidylinositol binding; protein binding
Source: RefSeq, a predicted model, not a curated record